GCAACGUUGGGCCGACGUUGACCACGUGGUUAAGACGCGCGUCGACACAAGGAACACAAAGACAAAGGUUCCCCCCGUGUAGCCUUCACAGACUGCAGGGGCAAGUGCUGUUGGCGAGUAGCACCUAUGAAGGCCGGCACGGCGCAAGAGAGGGGGUGGCUGGCCAGCAAACCACGCCCGGCCGCCUUUGUCUCCCCAGUAGCGAUGUUGACUGCACACCGCACCAGGGGGGCUAAUUUGAGGCUGAGUCGACCUAGGGGAGGCACGCACACGCACACAUUCCAACCUCGCCUGUUCAAACGAGCUCGCAGCAAAUGCAGUCCGCCCACUUCCCCGUGAGGGGGGGAGGAGCGCGGGCACGAACAGGUGAUGGGCCGGUGCACCUAGCCUGGCACCCGGAAGCCAGAGAGCGCUUGGGCGUCUCCCGCUCGCUCUCAACCUUCCGUUAGGGGCGACGCCUCCUCGCCCAACGCGACUCCGUCUCUCACCUGUCUCUCUAUCACCUCUCUCUAUCACCUGUCUCUCAUCUCACCUGUGUCUCCCUCUCACUCACCUCCCUCUCUCAUCUCACCUGUUUCUCACCUCGACUCCGUCGCUCACCCAUCUCUCACCUGUCUCACCUCCCUCUCUCAUUUUACCUGUGUCUCCCUCUCACCUGCCUCUCACCUCACCUCCCUCUCUCUCUCACCUCCCUCUCACCUCACCUGCCUCUCCCUCUCACCUGUCUCUCACCUCACCCAUCUCUCCCCCUCACCUCACUCGCCUCUCCCUCUCACCUGUCUCCCCCUCGUCUCUCACCUCACCUCUCUCACACCCAUCUCUCACCAGUCUCUCCCUCUCACUCACCUCCCUUUCUCUCUCCCACUCACCUGUGUCUCCCUCUCACCUGUCUCUCUCCCUCUCACUCACCUCCCUUUCUCUCUCCCUCUCACCUGUGUCUCCCUCUCACCUGUCUCUCUCCCUCUCACCUCCCUUUCUCUCUCCCUCUCACCUGUCUCUCUCACCUCACCCGUCUCCUCACCUGCAAGCCGCACCUCGUCUCGUCUAACCGCGAUGGCGCGACAGUGGUUUCACCAGGAGCUGGAUGGGCCCAAGGCGGGGGAGCUCCUCAUGACCUUCGGGGACGAGGGCAGCUUCUUGGUGCGACGCAGCUCCACCAAUUAUGAUGACUACGUCCUCUGUGUCAGGCAGGGGGACCAGGUGCAUCACAUCAAGAUCCAGCACACGGGCGACGUCUUCGACCUGUUCGGUGGCGAGAAGUUUGCGGUGCUCGACGAACUCGUGCAGUUCUACACCGAGAACCAGGGCCUCCUGGUCCUCAAGGAGGGGGGCGACCCGAUUUUGCUCAAUAAGCCACUGCCGUGCCGGGAGCCGACGUCCAACCGCUGGUUCCACGGCAUGCUGCGCGCCACGGAGGCCGAGAAACUGCUGCUGGCGCCCCGCGUCUCCGCCGGCUCCUUCCUGGCGCGCGAGAGCAUGAGCAAACCCGGGCAGCUCGCGCUCACCGUGCGAUCCCAGGACGGCGUCGAUGGCAAAGGAGGGCUGCCCGUGAUCAUCCACGUCCAAGUGCAAAUAAAGGAGGAGCGCUACAGCAUCGGGGACGGAAAGGACUUCGAUUCUCUUGAGCAGCUGGUGGAUUUCUACCGCAGCCACCCCAUCACGGCGCACACCAAAAGCCACCCCGACCAUGAGUUCAUCCUCAGAAAGCCCCUCUGCACGUCAAGCCUGCUGGCCGCUGAGCUCCCCGCUCGCGUGCAGGAGCUCGAGCGGAGCAGGCACGGGGGCUCGCAAUAUCACCGUAGGAGGCCCUAUGGAUCUGUGGGAAGGCGGUCGUCCUCCUACACCAACGGCUUCGGCCUGGAGUAUGAGACCUUGCAGCUCAAUGAACAUGUGGAGUUGACCAGAAACGCAGGGAAAGACCCAUGCAACAAGGGAAAGAACCGCUUCAAGAACAUCCUGCCAUUCGACAAUACACGCGUGGUGCUGAAAGGAGACCAAGACUACAUCAACGCAAAUUACAUCGUGGUGAAGACGGGUGACACGGUACCCCAGUGCCGUUACAUCGCCACGCAGGGCUGCCUGCAGACCACCGUGGCCGACCUGUGGAGUAUGGUCCUCCAGGAGCGUUCCCACAUCAUCGUCAUGGCAACACAGGAGGUGGAGAGAGGCAAGAACAAGUGCUUCCGCUACUGGCCGGAGGUGGGCUCCCACCGCCAGUUUGGCCGCGUGAUCGUGAGGUGCGACGAGGAGCGGUUGAGCAGCGACUUCACCGUGCGGGUGCUGCAUGUCACCGUGGUCGGCCACCCCGGCCAGGGCCACGAGGUUUACCAGUUCCAGUUCAAGGCCUGGCCAGAUCACGGCAUCCCUGAGGACCCCCGGCUGGUGCUGCGAUUCCUGGACGAGGUCAACAAGGUUCAGAGUGCCGUGCCGGAUUGCGGCCCCAUGAUCGUGCACUGCAGUGCGGGCAUCGGAAGAACGGGGACCCUCAUCGUCAUCGACGCCCUCAAGGAGCAGAUCAAGCAGCAGGGGCUGGAUUGUGAACUGGACAUCCCUAAGACGAUCCAGGACAUGCGGAGUCAGAGGUCGGGGAUGGUGCAGACUGAGGCGCAGUAUGCGUUCGUGUACAAGUGCCUGGAGGUGUUCGUGCAGGACAUGGUGAAUCAGAAGCUGGAGGGAGGCGGCACUGAGCAAAUGGAGGAGAAAAAGCUGAAAUCCAUUCCCAUCUAUGAGAACAUAAAGCCUGACAAGUUCAGCAUAACCUUGUGCUGACAGGAGCACGUGAUACCGGCUCACCCCUCAUCGAGUGACCCCUCACCUACUGACCCCUCCGACUUAUUCCUCUAACUUUUGACCCCUCACCUACUGACCCCUCCGACUUAUUCCUCUAACUUUUGACCCCUCACCUACUGACCCCUCCAACUUAUUUCUCUAACUUUUGACCCCUCACCUACUGAACCAGUCACCAGUUGACCCCACGGACUGACCUUUCACCCCCCCCCCCCCGACAAGACUUGUCCCAUGAGUGAUGACAAUUUCAGUCUUGGAACAUUGUGCCAAGUCUGUCGCUCGGUCUCUCGCUGUCUCACGUCGGGUUUGCCUCCGGGCGAGAUGGGAAGCCGAGAGAUCGCUUGAGCCGUAAGAUGGGCGAUUUUAAUUUUUGUAUAUUACUUUUUUACUCUAACGCUUCCCGAAUGAGGUAAUCAUUUGUGCGUUAGCUCUGUUUGUCCGAAAUGUACGGAGCCCCACGAUAACUUUCGUGAAGGAAAUCAGAUAUGAACACAACUUUAGUGUAAGUUGUAUUGUUAUUAGGGACUUGCGCUGGAGAAAACCAGGUGGAAUUGACCUAAGGAGUUGCCCAAAAACUUGGGAUACGCAAAAUGUACUGCCCAGUCAACAUGUAACGUCUGGGCCAACGUUGGAAUGUUUACCUGAUAUUUACAAACAUGCAAACGCGAUUGGCCCUGACAGCUACUGUUCGGCAAAUCGGUGGAUGUUGGUAGGAUGGGGAUGGGUGAAAUAAUGAAUUGCCCCUCACGGGAAUGGCCAUCAAAGUGGAUUUUGAUUCGCAACUUCCCAGUAAAAAUGUAACGUUAGGCCACUGUUGGACCCACCGUUCCAACCAAAUGUCAACGUUGGCUCAACGUUGACAUGCUUACUGGGUCGCUUUCCAAGGUGGGUUUCAGAUCUCCUUUCAACACUGCAAAAUGCCGUGUUGCAAGACUGUGAUUUGAUUUCAGUGUGGAAUUUGACUCGAGUGUGAAUUAUUCAUGACAAGGGUAGGGAAUUUCCUCGCCAUACAGCCAAUGGGAAAUGGAGCAGCCCCUGAUUGAAUUCGUUGAUUACGUUAAACGUAAUUCACGUGUGUUUAUGAAGUGGUCACCCGGCGUGGCAGUUGAUAGGAUGGGGUAAGUUCAUUAAAUCCACCUCCCAUCGCCUCAGUCCACCCAGAAGUGUGAACGGGUUCAAAUGCAAUCGAUUGGCUGAUCGCAUGUAGCAGGGUAAAGCGUUGGGUGCUGCUACCUCUUUAGAUACGUCUGGCCAGCGUGGAAGAGUAGGCCAAAAUUCCCUCUGGAGGGGCUACCGAGAGCUUCUGCCAGCAGUGGCCUGAACGAGCAAUUGCAGGGCUGCUUCUUUUCCUUUUUUUUAUUUUUUUAAAGUUCACAAACAGUAAAUUAACAUGCACGUUAAGUGAUGGUAAUAAUGAAAUACGCUUGUGAAAGUAAAAAUGUUAAUAUAUCAGAUAAUCACAACAUAUUUCUAAUAAUUAUUACAGUGUUAGAUAUUGUUAAUACCAUGUAAUAUUUUUCGUAAUUUUUAUAAUAAAAAGUGCAAUUAAAUAUCAAAUAUGUAUAAUGUUAUAGCCAAAUUCAAAUAAAUAUAUUAUUGAAAUAAAUGCAGUAUAACUGUUUUGAAACUAAAGUAUAAUAAACUAUUUUCAUCUUACCAGGUAAGGCUCACUGAGCUAGAUAGCUCUCUUUCAGAAGCGACUUGGCCACAAAUGAAAGCUCAACUAAGUGGCUUACCCUUUGGGAGAAGGCAGUAGAGCAAGUUGACUAAUCUGCAUCUGUUUCCAUCUGUACAGGGAUUGAGUUGCCCUCUCUUCCACGCGUGGGUUUUUUCUGGGUGCUCGAGUUUCCUUCCACGUGCAUAAUAAACAAAACUCACCAUUAAUUGGCUGAACACAUCUUAAAAUAAAUGCCCAAUGGAGCAAGACGCUCUUGAAAAAGAGUAGUUGGUAAUCAGUCUGGCGUUCCUGGUUAAAAUAAGUUAUUUGUUUUUUAUAUGAUUGAACGAAUGCGUCGGUUUCCGUGGAUGUGCUGCUGUGUUGCCGGGUUGUGCCGGGUGUGCCUUCAGCGUGACGUUCGAUAUUUUGCUGAUUCCUGCAGAAGCAAAACGUCGGACAUCGAACUGAGAAAGUUCAGUAUAACCUGGAGAGCUUCGUUUAAUUAGUUGCGGGCUUUAUAAAAGCCAGCGUGGUCUUCAUUUCAAAGGCAAAAAUGUACCCAAGGUACAAUUUUGUCCAUGUUAACUGCCGAUGUAGCUGGAUUGCUAGUGUUAUAUGCAUUUUAUUCGUACAAAUACAAAUUGCCUACAUUUUGCUUGGACCUUCAAGCGUUCCAGUUUUGCUCAUAAACCAAAUCAGUUGUGGCGCAUUUGCCCAUGUGACGUAACAAUUUGAUUUGAGUGGCUCUAUUGAUAGAUGGUGGAGGGUUGUACUGUAGUUAAAAACUGACAUAGCGUCACGAUCGAACCCAAAAGAAACCAAUUACGAAUGGAUUUCUCGUGCGCCCAUGCAGAGCUAAACUGCUUUGUGACCUCGUGUAGCGAAACCUCACGAGACCACCACAGCUCACGUGCAUUGUUUUGCGUAGCCCCCCCGAGAGACGCGCACAGAAUAUCUCUGAUCCAGAUGCGUGCCCGACAUAUCGAGGAGCAAGGUGCAUUGUUGUACUCGACGUAUACGCUCCCACGCUUCACCAACCCGCAACGUACUGGUGAUGUGAAGUAUGUGGUCAAAUAACCACCGCGUGGCUUGUAGGGGCGACCUGAAAUCUAGGUUGCAGUGAAUUGACAAAUGAUCCUGUACAAUCAUGCAUUUUUUUUUAAAUCAUGCCAUAAGCACUUACAUUUGAAGGGAUAUUAGUGAAAUAAUCUUAUAAGAGCAAAAUAUGAGAAACCAACAUUGUUAACGAAAGGAAAGUCUACAUUAAGGCAGGAGGCAAUGUAUUAGACCAUUUGCAUAAACCCUCGUUAAUUGGCUGCAAACAUCGCAAUGCAUGCGCCGCCUCUGUGUGUCGCGGCUCGCGAAGCAGUGAUACAGUCGCGUAAAUGAACGCUGCUAUAUAUAGAUACAAAGGUAAUCGUAUUAACUCGAUAAUAUUUUGCAUUCCCGUCAUUACCCAAGUGAUGAAUUGAGUUUCUUGCAGAAAACCUCUUGAGAGAGGGAGGAGCCAAAUGUUUUGCAUUGCUCCCAGCCGCGCUUGUUGUGUCUGCUGACAAUGUUGUUGUUGUUGCUUGAUGUUUUUGUUGAUGUUCACGCUUAUCGCCACUUCGUGUGAAUCUUGUGGUAAUGGUGUUGAUUCCCCGCUAAGGUGAGUCGUGGGAAGUAGUCCUGCACUGUGUGAUUUUUUUUUAAAUAAAACACAUGUCUGCG
Lethenteron reissneri (Far Eastern brook lamprey) is the source of this 6154-nucleotide messenger RNA. RefSeq names its product tyrosine-protein phosphatase non-receptor type 11-like. Lineage: Eukaryota; Metazoa; Chordata; Hyperoartia; Petromyzontiformes; Petromyzontidae. Gene Ontology annotation, biological process: peptidyl-tyrosine dephosphorylation; cell differentiation; mitotic cell cycle. The record is from RefSeq and is a predicted model, not a curated record. Gene Ontology annotation, cellular component: cytoplasm. Gene Ontology annotation, molecular function: phosphotyrosine residue binding; non-membrane spanning protein tyrosine phosphatase activity.